This is a messenger RNA of Cimex lectularius (bed bug), 1014 nucleotides long. RefSeq lists its product as uncharacterized. The transcript has 3 exons. The coding region runs from base 165 to 884 and encodes 239 amino acids. Gene Ontology annotation, biological process: G protein-coupled receptor signaling pathway. Gene Ontology annotation, molecular function: adenylate cyclase inhibiting G protein-coupled glutamate receptor activity. The record is from RefSeq and is a predicted model, not a curated record. Gene Ontology annotation, cellular component: membrane. Lineage: Eukaryota; Metazoa; Arthropoda; Insecta; Hemiptera; Cimicidae.
UGGGCCCAAUUCACCCGGCAAGAGAAAUUCACCGACUGCCCUGGGGCCCUUUGAGCUCAAAGUUUUUCUAUAUCCCAAAAACGAAAGUUGUGUAACUACCGGUGAGCGAUAUAAGAAAGCAAAUCCUGCUGAAACAAAAGAUGUGAACGAGGCAGAAGAGUGAAAUGGCAAUGAUCUUUCUUUUUGGAUUAGUUCUGACGUCAGGAUCAAGUAGAAGCCAAGAUUUGACGUCAGAUGAUUAUGAUUAUGCCAAUAUCACGUCGAACGAUACGUCUCAGGGUGCUGGGCAAAUUAUGUUUUGGAACGAGACGAGUUUCAACGACACGGCCCUGCUCGACAUCCCUCUCCAGAGCGAAUCGCCCGGCUUUUGGGAAGCUUACGAAUCGCAGAACGGCACCGUCCUGGAAAGCAUCUCAUUCCACCCCAACCCUGUGACCUACGGCCUCCUGGACGGAGAAACGGCCGUCACCCCGUAUAUGGGCGAGGAAGACGCCGUGUCGAAGCCGGUUGGAGAUCUCUGGCCGGUGAAAUUGGCGGCCGAAGUCCCAGGGGACUUGAUCCUCGGGGGGCUGAUGAUGGUACACGAACGCGAGGACACGAUAACGUGCGGGCCGGUCAUGCCACAGGGCGGAAUACAGGCUGUGGAAAUUAUGCUAUAUACCCUGGAUAUAAUAAACGAAAGGCUAGGUCAUUACACCCUCGGCGCACAUAUCCUCGACGACUGCGACAAAGACACCUACGGACUCGAAAUGGCUGUCGACUUCAUCAAAGCUAAAUUUGGUUUCACGAUUUCUUUUAUACACCGUUAUUACCGAAAGGGUGAAGUGCCACUUUCUUCAAGAUUAUUUGGACUCGGCUCCACUGAUAGCACAAAACGAAUUUAGAGCAUUUGCCAGCAAUUUCUGGAACAUUACCUUGUUUAUACCGACGGUUCUAUGCUGGACGACAAAACAGCCUGCCCUUUUUGACCCUCAAACUGGCAACAAGGUAUGUUUUGAUAUCGAUAAUUUUCAU